Knipowitschia caucasica is the source of this 2205-nucleotide messenger RNA. NCBI's taxonomy places the organism in Eukaryota, Metazoa, Chordata, Actinopteri, Gobiiformes, Gobiidae. The record is from the annotation of a GenBank genome assembly.
AUGAGAGACAACCCCCGGCCGGACCCGCCGCAACGCACCGGCACACUCACGUCCAAUGGAGAGGUGAAUGACUUCAUCGAAAGGCAACCAAAGGCUAUAAAACACAACUACAACGAGCUCUGCAAAGCCAUCCUAGCAGAAUACUCAGACUACGGCGCCUCCGGGACCCUCACGGCAGCCAUGGCAGUCAAACAAGCUCACAACGAGCUUGCGGAAUGCUACUACCACAGGUUGCGACAGGCCUUCUUCGGCAACCGAAACUACGAAGGGAUGGAGGAAGACACGAAUUUCAGGGCCCUGUACCUCCAAAACCUCCACCCCAACCUUAGCCAGCUACUGGGCGUGUACGCCUGCCCCCUUACACAGGACAUACGGCAACUGAAGACCCUGCUGAGCUGCAGCGGUGGCGUCAGCGUGGGGGUGCACAUAUACAACUGUAAAAAACAGCUGUUGGAACUCACGCGGCAAAUAAAAGGGCCGAAGAGACAGCGACAACAGUUCAACAUGAGGAGUGCAGAUCUUCUCCCGCACAACGACGGUUUUACAGUACCUUUCGUUCACGUAGAGGCACACUCCUCCUCCCCGCGACUUCCCGGUGAUUUCCUGGUCCCGGUCAAGUCUGUAUGGAGCUCCAAAGCCCCUCACCGAGAGAUCCUCAUCUCGAUCGGUGUCCGUAAGCCAAGACUCCGUAAAGACGAGAAGACAGGCAUUGGUGAUCUCCUGUCUCACCGUGGCCCAAGCUUCCAGCUCGUCCAGCUUGUUACGGAGAGAUUGCGCGUUCCCAAGCAGGAUGGAUGGGAGCGCGGGCAUCCGUCGGCGGUCCUGGAGGCACAAGCGCUUCAAUCUCCGGUGGACACCUCCUCGUCUUCCCCUUUUGCGGCGUACGUGUCGAGCCGCGGUGGGAUGUCUGGCGGUGGAUCCGCGGCCCGCUCAGAGAACCGGAGCUGUAGGAGGGACUCCCGCGUAAAGCUACGCGGGUCGCACACUGUGAAGCGUCCCCAGGCGAAGCCGCACACCCAACCUACAGUGUACAGUGUGGAAAACCACAUGGAACUUGAAGGCGCACCAACGGCCCGGAAACACAAAUGGGGAACCGACCACGGACCCCAAAGGAAUAACCACAAACACGCGGACCCGAAGAACGGACAGCCACGCGACCAGCACCUCCCGCAAUACGGCGAGAGACGCGCCGGCCAGGCCGACGGGAAAGACCGCGCGCCACAACGGUCCCACCAAGACCGCACUGCCACAACCAUUAAUAAGGACAACCUUUCUAGGGAGGAACAAUCCCUCCUCCGCACGCUCCUGCGCAAAGCCAGAGAGAAGAAGACAGACAACGCCGACGUGUUCGCAGUGUCCGUGUCGGAUGACGCCGAGAACGCUCCCUACCACAUGGACGACGACCUCAGCGAACAGGAGCUAAAUGACGACUACUCAAACGCACCAACGGUGGACACCUGCUACGACCAGAGGGAUGUCAUGGUAAUACAGGUAAACUCCAUCACAGACCCACGAGAGGACGGCCCCUCGACAACCAACUGCGAACCACCGUUCCGCCAAUUCAUGGGCGAUCUACAACAAAGAGGUACCUACGGGAAACUCUACCUGCCCGUAACACUCGAAGACCAAUGGGAACACGAGGCGCUCGUGGACACAGCUGCCGAUAUCAGCCUGAUUGGCGAAGACCUCUUCGGUAAGUUACAGUCUAUGGCCAGUAAAUCCCACAGACACCUAAAAACGCAGGCAUGCGACUUAGAAAUACAACCCUAUUCCCAGGUAGAUACGACCAUACGUAAAAUGGCUCUAAUGCGACUGACCGUGGGCCCCAUGACACUGGUCCACCCGGUCUACAUCUCCCCAUUCAACACGCAUCCGCUCCUAUUGGGCCAGGACCUUCUAAAUCGGUUUAAGCCCCUAAUAGACUACCAACGUCUAAAGAUCUGGACACAGGUCCGGGAGCCCUUGCCCAUUCCGCGCCCGUUGGGCGAAAACCACCGCUACUCCGUAGACGCGCCGCCCACGAACGGCCCACAGCCCGCCGCGGCACAAACCGAAACCGGUCAGGGGACGCCCACAACCGGCGCGAACGCCACGCGCACGGCCCCCGACCGGAGGGAGGUUAAGACCGUCGGACUUAACCUCCCUCCGACAUGCGGACCCCACACUGGAACGCCCCUUCAACGCCAUGGUCGCCACGACGCUUAG